Caenorhabditis remanei is the source of this 1500-nucleotide messenger RNA. RefSeq lists its product as uncharacterized. The transcript has 10 exons. Gene Ontology annotation, molecular function: metalloendopeptidase activity; zinc ion binding. The coding region runs from base 1 to 1500 and encodes 499 amino acids. Lineage: Eukaryota; Metazoa; Nematoda; Chromadorea; Rhabditida; Rhabditidae. Gene Ontology annotation, biological process: proteolysis; molting cycle, collagen and cuticulin-based cuticle. The record is from RefSeq and is a predicted model, not a curated record.
AUGCAUUUCCUCCCAUUCAUUUUCUGUAUUCCUCUAGUCUUCGGAGCUCCAACAAAGGAGAACGCUCUCAACAAGAUUCUGAUCGAGGAGAAUCCGGAUACAGCGGGGAAUCGAGAGAAGAUUCGUGGAAUUAUCAAUAAGGCAUUCGCUAAUCGCAUACCGAGAGUUCAAGGGAGACAAGGAGUUGCUCCGCCAGUGAAGUUGGCUGCUCUCAACUAUGGUCCAAAGAACAAUCAAACCCAUCGUUUCGAAGAGCUUAAUUCAGAAAUCAAUGAAUAUACAUUUGAAUCGGACAUAAUGCUCAAUGAAAAACAAGCGAACAACCUAGCCAACUCCAUCGAAAACGGACACUACCGAGCAAAAAGACAGGCGAUUGUGGACACAACUUUGUUCUGGAAUGUUUCUGUUCCGAUCGCUUAUCAAUUCGAUUCAAAACUUUCCGCUAACAACAUAGCCAACGUUCGAAAAGCAAUUCAAUUCUGGAAUGAUAACAGCUGUUUGAGUUUCAACGAGGACAACAAUGCCAACAACCGACUGUUUAUGUCGAGCGCCGGAGGAUGUUGGUCGUAUGUCGGAAAGCAAGUUGACAUGCCAUACCAGGUGGUUUCAGUUGGUCCAAACUGUGAUACGCUAGGAACAGCGACUCACGAACUGAUGCAUGCACUCGGUUUCUGGCAUCAACAGUCUCGUUCCGAUCGUGACGAUUACGUCUACGUGGAUUUCAGUAAUAUCAUUCCAAGUCAAGCAUAUAAUUUCCAAAAGAUGCCAUUAGAUCAGGCCCAACUUUUGAAUCUGAAAUAUGAUUAUGGAAGUGUUAUGCAGUAUUAUCCAUAUGCGUUCGCUCUUGACUCCUCGAAAUACACAAUUCUUGCAAAGGAGAGCGGAUUCCAGAAUAGUAUGGGACAACGAGAAGCUCCAGCAUUUUCAGAUUUAGUGGCAAUAAACAAGUUGUACAAUUGUGACAAAAAAUGCACGAAACAAAUGACUUGUUCAAACUGUGGAUUCACUGACUCUCGGAACUGUAAUCAGUGUAAAUGCCCUCGUUAUUUCUCCGGUCCAACUUGUGAUGCUCUGCCAUCUGGAAGUGCUGCAAAUUGUAAUGGGGAAGUGCUUCAGGCCUCAUCCACGUGGCAAACGUUCGACGCUAAAGCUGGUGACCCGAACAGUUACACUUCUUCCACUACCAACUCCACUAAUUGCUUCUGGCAUAUCAAGGCUCCAGCUGGUCAAAAAGUUGAGUUCAAGAUGACAAAAUCUCCAAUGGCAGCUAUUUGUAUGCAAGAGUGUCCAUGGCAAGCGCUUGAAAUCAACAUGGGAAAGUUCGAUUUGUAUGGAAUGAUCACUUGCUGCGACACAAUUCUUAAUCAAGUUUUCACUUCGGAACAGAAUAUGGUGGCUCUUCGUGGAGUCAUCAAAUACAAUCAGUUGACAUUCAGUAUUCAAUACCGUGCGGUGCCAAGUCAAGGAAUUGCAACCACCAAUGUCUGUGUCUCCAGAUAA